CUCUCUGUAUGAAUAGCUGAAGAGGAGGCAUUGCCUGGGAGUCUUCUCCAUUCACUUGCCAGUGAGGGCAGCUUCUCCUCGGCUCUCUUCUUCCUGCAAGCAAACCCAAGAGACAGCUUCUGCCUUUCCUUCUGCCGGAGGGUCAUGGAGAGCAUCCUGGGUUCUCGCACCUUGGGCGAGGAGUCUGUCCAGAUGUGGGAGCUCAACAAGCGCCUAGAGGCCUACCUGGCCCGGGUGAAGUCCCUGGAGGAAGAGAACGGCCUGCUGAAGUCGGAGAUCCAGAACCUGAGGUCAAGUCCCUUGGAGACUUCCUGCUGGAGGGGCCACUACGAGGAAGAGGUGGCCACCAUGAGGGCCGCCUUGGACCAAGCGUUCCGAGAGAAACACGCGGCCGAACUGGCCCGGGAAGCCCUCCAUGACCAGGUCCGGCAGGUCAAGGGCCAGUGCCAAAAAGAGCGGGUGGCCCGGGAAGAGGCUAAGAGGCUCUUGGUGGCCGGCAAGAAGCAACUGGAGGAAGAGCGGAGGGCUGUCCUGUGGCUGCAGAAGAAGGCAACCCAGCUGGAGAAGGAGGCCGAAGGGCUUGUGGAAGUCCACCAGGAGGAGUUAGCUAGGCUGGAGCAGGAGGCGUGUGGUUUCUCCCGCAGCUUGGAGGAAGGCUUCCGUGUGGUGGUCCCACCAGGAUGCUUCCAGCCCCGAGAGGUGGAGGACUAUGCCCAGCAGCUCUCCUCCAUCUGGCAAGGAGCAGUGGAGACCUACAAGCGUGGUGUCUCCCAGGCUGAGGCCUCGCUCGGCCAGGCCAAGGAGGAGCUCCGGAGGGCCACCCAAGGCAACCGAGAGAGUCAACUCCAGCUCCAGCAGCUGGAGGCCGAAUUGACUGACUUGACAGGACGCAAAGAGGCAUUGGAAGAGAGCCUCUCCCAUCAGGGGCAGCUCCUGCAAGGAGAGGCUGAGAAGCUCCAGCUGGCAGUGGAGUCUCUGGAGGAGGAGAAGCACUCUCUGCAGGCUCAGAUCGCCCAGGUCUUGGAGGAGCGGCAACAGCUGAUGCACCUGAAGAUGUCCCUCAGCCUGGAAGUGGCGACCUACAGGACCCUUCUGGAGGCCGAGAGCACCCGGCUGCAGAUGCCAACGACAAUGGACUUCAAGUUGCCUGCUGGCCUCAAAGAUCUGAGAGUGGACGCCAAUGGCAGCAAACUUCAAGUGGGUCGCCUAGGCUCCCGAGACUCCCGGCCAAACCCUGCUGCCUUUCCAAAGGCAAACGCAAAGCCUUGGUCACCUAGGAACAAGAUGGAGACCUCCUUUGUGGCCAGCCCGGCCUCCCUGCUGUCCAAGAGCAGAAGCCCUGUCGCCAGGGAGUUCCAGAAAGCCAACACCGUCCUUCAGUCCCAAUCCACCAAAGGUUUCAACGUGGCACUGAACGCUCAGGAGGAGGCUCCAACCUUUGUGGACACACCUGCUUUUAAGCUUGGUGCAUCUCAACAAAGCCAGGUGAUCACGGCAACACGGAUCGAAAGUGUUUCCCAGUCCUUCUUCCAUGAAUCCUCCUCGGCGUUUGACUCCAUCAGUCCCAACAUUCCAUAUGCUUUGGAAGAACCUGGUUCCGGCAUCAAAAAAGGAGAAGGUGGAGAGGAAAUGGCUUCCUAUGUGGAGAUGAAGGAGAAGGAAGGCAUUGUUGAAGAGGUGGAGAAAGAGGACGAGAAGCAGCCCAGCGAUGAACCUCCAGGAAAGGCCUUCAGCCAGAAUGUGCUGGUCACUGAAACAUCAGAAAUUGCAAUGAAAGAUGUGAACGUGGGAGAACUUCUUCUGGAACCAAGCUUGGUCAGCACAACAGGGACACAAAAUGGCUUUCUGUCCGUUGACUCUUCUCCCACGGAAGAAGAAAACGAUGUAGCUCUUGUUCCAAACAGGGAAGAUGUUGAUGCCAUGGAGAAGCUGCACAAAGACUGGACAGGAGAUGGACAGGAAGACAUUGAAGGCUUUGAAGCCUCUGCUGAGACAAAUGGCGGUCAAGACGUUGAUGCCAUGGAGAAGCUGCACAAAGACUGGAUAGGAGAUGGACAGGAAGACAUUGAAGGCUUUGAAGCUUCUGCUGAGACCAAUGGCGGUCAAGUGGUCCAUGAUGAGCAUCAAGACAAGGAGGGAGAGUUGUCCCAGAAGACUGGAUUGUUUGAGGAAGAAGGAAUCGGAGAACAAAGUGCGUCUGAUGCUCCUGUUGGAGAAAUGACGACUGACAAAGACAUCAGAUUUCUAGAGAAGGAUGAGGGUGAUGAUGAAGAGCAUCUUACCAUCAUCCAGGCAGAUGAACCUCAAGAGGUUUCUGAAUGCACACCACCAGCAAUUCCUUUGGGGAAAGAGGUCCCUGCUAAGGAGAGCACUGAACCUUUCACCUGCCACUGCGAUGAUCCUUUGGGUGCCAUUGAAGGGUCCUUGGAAGAGAUGGAAGGAGGGACGGAAGACCUCGAGGUGGUGAGUACUGAAGCCCUUCACCUCUCGGAGGAUGAGGAGAGGAGGGAACUCUGGAGCCCAUCUAGGGAGAAUGAAGAGGAUGACCUGCAAGGAGAGAUGCUAGGAAGUGAGUUUCAGGAGGUAGAAGCAGAAGUUGCUGCUGAGGACUUCUCUCUCCUGAGUUCCACAGCUUUGCCUCCAGAAGAACAUCAAGAGGAGCAGGAACCACUUGAGGAACCCAAAGUAUCACUUUGCCAGACUGAUUCUGCCAUGCUGAAGGAAGUCGCCAUCUUGGAUGUGGAAGACUUUAAUGCAGAAGAGAUAGCCUCAGAGGGUGAGGAUUUUCCAAGAAAAGAUGAAAACGCCUUGCUAAAGGUUAUGGACAGCAAGGGAGUUGAGGAAGAGGAGGUUGGUCCCGAGGGAGAGGAUGUUUCCAGGCACAGAGAUCUUUGUGAAGAAGAGAAUGACAUAGGAAACAAAGAAAAGGAAGUCUUCUCAGACAUGGGAGCAGUUGGCUUCCAAGAUGAUACCUCUGAGUCAAAGGCCACCUUGCAGUAUGAGGAGGUAAAGCAUGUUCUGGAACAAGAGAUCUUCACAGGAGAACAAACAGAAGGAGCCGAGGAGGACGUUCCUCAGGAACUACAGAUGAAGGAGAAGAUGGAAAAGACGAUGGAAGAAGAGGGGACUUUUUCCUCUUCUCUUGAGACUGAUAGUCAUAUCCUGGAAGGAGCGGAAUUGCAAAGAGGUGCAGAAGUAACAGAAGCCAAGUGUGACGAGGCUGCAGACACUUUGGAGAUGGACGUUCCUCAGGAGCUGCGGAUGGAGGAGAAGAUGGAGGAAGAGGAGGCUUCUUCCUCUUCUCUAGAAGCUGAUAGUCAUAUCCUGGAAGGAGUGAACUUGCAAAGAGGUGCAGAAAUAACAGAGGCCGAGAGUAAGGAGGCUUCAGGCACUUUGGAGAAGGACAUUCCUCAAGAGCUGCGGAUGGAGGAGAAGAUGGAGGAAGAAGAGGCUUCAUCCUCUUCUCUUGAGGCUGAUAGUCAUAUCCUGGAAGGAGCAGAAUUAAAAAGAGGUGAAGUAACAGAGGGCAAGAGUAAGGAGGCUGCAGGCACUUUGGAGAUGGACGUUCCUCAGGAGCUGCGGAUGGAGGAGAAGAUGGAGGAAGAAGAGGCUUCAUCCUCUUUUGAGGCUGAUAGUCAUAUCCUGGAAGGAGUGAAAGUGCAAAAAGAUGUAGAAGUAACAGAGGCCGAGAGUGAGGAGGCUGCAGGCACUUUGGAGAUGAACGUUCCUCAGAAGCUGCAGGUGGAGAAGAUGGAGGAAGAGGAGGCUUUUUCCUCUACUCUUGAGACUGAUGGUCAUAUCCUGGAAGGAGCUGAAUUGCAAAGAGGUCCAGAAGUAACAGAGGCCGAGAGUGAGGAGGCUGCAGGCACUUUGGAGAUAGAUGUUCCUCAGAAGCUGCAGAUGGAGAAGAUGGAGGAAGAGGAGGCUUCUUCCUCUACUCUUGAGGCUGAUGGUCAUAUCCUGGAAGGAGCUGAAUUGCAAAGAGGUGCAGAAGUAACAGAGGCCGAGAGUGAGGAGGUUGCAGGCACUUUGGAGAUGGAAGAAAUAACAGGUCACAUCAGUCCCCAUAACCUGGAGGAAUUGGGCAAAGACUCUGAAGAGGGCUCUGAAGCUCAGCAGGUGAAGUCUGAAGCACGAGGGGCUGAAGAUGAGCAGCAGGUUGUCUUUGGGGAAGAAGAAGAAGCCACCCAAAGCCAGGAGGCAACCAUUCUUGAGCCAAGUGCCAUUCCUAAUGCCACCUGGGAGGCAGAGGUUCCCUUAGAAGUACAGAAUGACUCUCUCCAUGGUCCCGAAGUCACAAGCUACGUUGACACAAGUGACUUUCAGCCACAGAAUGACUCUUUGGAGUCAGAGGAAUCCCUUGAAUCUUCUGAUACCUCCCCAAAUGCCACCCAUGAAGGAGAUGGGAUCAAAAAGGAGCUGGAAAAUGGUCGGCAGAUUAUGCUGGAGGAAACAUUGCCCGAUCAUACCCCAUUGCGUCUCUAUGAGGAGGAGAUGUUGUCAAUCUCUAGGGAAUCCCAGCCACUUUCAGAGGGUAAAGCGACUGCUGAGCCAUCUCCUGUGACCAGAGAUGGCACUGCACUCUUGAAAGAGGAGAACCAGCAAGUGUUGGAGGAAGAAGAGAGUCCAAGCAGCCCCCCACCAGAAGGAAAUGACAAAGAACAGGAAGCAAUCGAGGACAAAGACAGAGACCACAUGGAGCCAGAUGCUGAUGAGUCAGAGAAGGCUCCAUCUGCCAAAGGUUCAGAAGGAGCCAAGAUGGAAACAUCAGAAGUUCUCCAACAGGACCAAUUCCCACAUUCAGCAACACUUGAACUGUCAGGAAUGGAAGAGGGUGUUGUACAUGAUCCUGAACACUUGGAGGUGAGAUCUGAGAAACAGUCUGAGGAGAGAAGCCCCCAACAAGAGCUUGUAGAGCAGACCGCCGAGGAAGAAACCGGAGAAGAUUUUGCUUGGGAGCCUGAGAAAGAUAGUGUUUUCCAAGCAGAUCUCGUUGAUCCUGAUCGUUCUGAGGGAAUCAUCCCUGUGGACGAUGACAGCUCAAUGGAAAUGAGUGACCAAGAGAAUAUGGACACUCAAAGGACCCAUAAGGAUUCUCCUCUGACCAGCGUGGCUGACUUGGGGGAGAUUGUGCUGGAAGAAGAACUACCAGGUGGCCAGGACAAGGAAGCCGAAUCCAAAGAUCUGGGAUGUGCUGAGAUGGUGCCAGAUAACCAUGAAUCCCACCAGAUCGUUGAGCGAGAGAGUCUUGGAAUGGAAGACCAUGCUCAAGAGGAAUACCUUGAUGAGGUCAAUCCACUGGCUGAGGGAGUCCCACAUCGGUCACUGGAAGCAGCUGUGGGCAUCUCAGUAGAUGACAUGAAGGACUCUGACAUCAUGGAGAUUGUGGAGCAAGCCCACAAUCUGAAAGACUUGGACAUCCUGGAGAUUGUGGAGCAAGCCCUGGAGUUCAACCAAGAGCGGAUCAAAGCUGAGCAGAGUGCUGAAGCUGGGCCACUAUUCAUGGAAGGAGAUGCACACUCCUUCUCUGCUUCUGUCACAUCGAAGGUACAGAUCGUGACAGAAUCAGAGAUCCCCUCUGACAAAACCAAAGACCCAGUAGAAUCCACUCAUUUGUGGUCUGAAAGCAACACAAAUGGGUUGCAGGAAGAGCCCAACUUUGUGAAUUUCCCUGAGGAGAUCCUCAAUGGUCUUCCCAACAGCAUGGAGGACAAUGUUAGCACUUCUGGAGAAGAACGGGGCAAGAAGGUCACAAUCCAAGAAGAAUUUACUAGAGAGGACACAGAGGAUGACCUCCUCAAGGUGGAGACAGUAAGCCACAGCCCACCAUCCAUUGAGGAGCUACAGAGAGCUGGAGAUGUUGGCUCUCAAAUCCAUGAGAAAGCUUUUCUGGACCACCAAGGCCGGGAGGAUAUGGACGGCCCCCAGAGCAUCUUUGCUGAAAUCCUACAGACUGCUCGAGGGAAGGAGAGGGAGCUGGAGGGGGAAAACCCCAUUGGCCCAAGCUUUGGAGGUGACCUUCUCCACCUGCAGCCCAGCCAACGCCUGACGUUCCGCCCAGAAGAAGAAGAAGAGCCCUGGUCUUCAGAAGGCAACUGAGAUACCGCCUGACCACUGGUCAACAGGGACAUUUUUUUUCCAUCCCAAAUUUCCUCUCUCCCAACUUUUGUUUCUAGCUUUCCUUCCAUUUGGGAAUUCGUAAGAGACAAUCCAAAGCUUUGAUUACGUAUGGAGUAUUUACCCCUAUAACACUUGAUAUUCUAUGGUAGCUUUUCAAGAAAAUGCCUGUUUGUUGAAAGGAACCUUGUAGGUUAUAGCAGGUCUUUCUCUGUGGGCAUCUAUCUUCUCUUUACACCGAGAUGCAUUACCUCCUUUGCUGGCUGUGUCCAUGGAGAGAUCUAUGGCUUAGUGGCCUUCAGCUUGCACCCACCCAGUGGCCUUUUGACAUAGAUAUGCUCUUACCCCUCUUACCGUAUAAUUAAAGUGUUCAAUUAGGGAGGAGGUUCUGUUCCAAAGUCCAAAACGGGGGAGUUCCAUACAACCUUUUAUCCUUUGUGUUGAUGCUGGGUUGCAAGAGACGAUCGUAGUCAAGGUGGAUUGUUGUCUCUUCUCUGGAGCAUCUUCCAUUUCAUUAUGGCAGUGUUUCUCAAUCUGGAGGUCGGGACCCCUGGGAGGGUUGUGAAGGGGUUUCAAAGGGGUCACCAAACACCACCAGAAAACAUAUAUUUCUGAUGGUCUUAGGAACCCCUUUGGCAGAGAAGGCGGAAGAUCUCUCCACUUGUCCUUUUCUUCCUUUUUGGAAACAGAUUGCGGAAACCUCCCACCAAAAGCCCUCCUCCUGUUGUGAUUGGUCAGCCAAGGGGAGGGCUGUUUUUGAGACUCCCAAGUGGGGAGGAGAGAGCAGGUGUGUUCAGCACAUGGCAGCAUGGUGCGCAUGUGCGGGCGAGGGAGAGCGCGUGAGGCUGGAGGAAGUCCCUUCAAGGCAUGGGGGUUCUGUGUGGGAAGUUUGACCCAAUUCUAUCAUUGGUGGGGUUCUGAAUUCUCUUUGAUUGUAGGUGAACUAGAAAUCCCUGCAACUACAAAUCCCAAAUAUCAAGGUCUAUUUCCCCCAAACUCCACCAAUGUUCACAAUUGGGUAUAUUGAGUAUUCGUGCCAAAUUUGGUCCAGAUCUAUCACUGUUUGAGUCCACAGUGCUCUCUGGAUGUAGGUGAACUACAACUCCAAAACUCAAGGUCAGUGUGUUGAGAUUAAUUUCACAAUUCAGCAGCAGAUCAGUUGCACAACUUCAGCGCUUCCCAGUAGCUUCUUCCUGCACAAUAUUUUCACAACUGCUCCCACAGCCUGCAGUCACUCUGGAACCUUUUACAGACACUUGAGCACAUGCCCGGCCAUUGUCAGUUUUACCAUUGUCUUUCCCCCAGUCUAGAUGAUAUUACAAACUUACCACAGCA
Messenger RNA from Anolis sagrei ordinatus, 7452 nucleotides. The record is from RefSeq and is a predicted model, not a curated record. NCBI's taxonomy places the organism in Eukaryota, Metazoa, Chordata, Lepidosauria, Squamata, Anolidae.